This is a messenger RNA of Trichoplusia ni (cabbage looper), 747 nucleotides long. RefSeq names its product zinc transporter ZIP13 homolog. Gene Ontology annotation, molecular function: zinc ion transmembrane transporter activity. Gene Ontology annotation, cellular component: membrane. NCBI's taxonomy places the organism in Eukaryota, Metazoa, Arthropoda, Insecta, Lepidoptera, Noctuidae. The transcript is spliced from 4 exons. The annotation marks the transcript as partial. The record is from RefSeq and is a predicted model, not a curated record. Gene Ontology annotation, biological process: intracellular zinc ion homeostasis; zinc ion transmembrane transport.
GAGAAUGCUGCAACUCGGUGUCGAGCCAGAACGGUUCGACUCGCUGCAAGGGCAACCGCUGGAUGGGCGCUGUCUGCUGCGCGAGGCCAGGGAGAAGGCGCUCAAGGCCAGCAAGGAGAAGACCGGCAAGAAGGAUGUGGCGGGCUACCUGAACCUGAUGGCGAACUCCAUCGACAACUUCACUCACGGGCUGGCGGUGGGCGGCUCCUUCCUCGUCGGGUUCCGCGUCGGCGUGCUCACCACCUUCGCUAUACUCGUCCACGAGAUCCCUCAUGAAGUAGGAGACUUCGCUAUCCUGCUGAGAAGUGGAUUCUCUCGCUGGGAGGCGGCUAAAGCGCAACUGGCGACAGCCGCAGCUGGUCUGAUCGGCGCCAUGACAGCCGUUAUAUUCAGUGGAGCUAGGAACUCUAUUGGUAAGUACUUUUUGAUAUUUUGACUUUUUAUAUACAGCUAAUCGUUGCAUUUCGUUAUAGGGAGAUAAAUCGAACAAUUUUCUCCGUUGAUUCGUAAAGCUUUUCUUACUUACUGCAUAGCAUAUUUUUAUAAUAACUAUCAUGAAAAUAAAUCGUUAAUUAAUGAUGCAAAGGCUUAUUCACGAAUAUUUGUCGGAAUCGCCCUACUAGUUUCUGAACUAAUCAGACCGUCAGCGACCGUGCAUCUCACUACGUAGCGCCGCGAGAGUGCUCGGACAGGUGGAGGGGGCAAGGGGGCCGUUCUGCCGGACAUCCUCAAUAAAAACGCGUGAAU